Molecule: messenger RNA, 1980 nt
Organism: Penicillium brevicompactum
Lineage: Eukaryota; Fungi; Ascomycota; Eurotiomycetes; Eurotiales; Aspergillaceae
Exons: 2
Coding region: 1-1980 (659 amino acids)
Biological process (GO): dephosphorylation; L-serine biosynthetic process
Cellular component (GO): cytoplasm
Molecular function (GO): magnesium ion binding
Source: RefSeq, a predicted model, not a curated record
AUGCAACCUCUCACUGUAUCAUAUCUCAAUGGCAUUGACAGCCAUAAUCACGCAACCACCAACCCGGUCUCGGUCGACAGUCCAAAACCAGUCAUCAUUGGCGUCUAUGGCCUCCCUGGAUCUGGCAAAUCAUUCUUGCUGGAUAUUCUCAAGUGUGGCCUGAGCCAUGCCGAGUUUUCCUUCUAUGAUGGCAGUCAGGCAAUUGCGGCGGCUACGCCUGGGGGGCUCCAAGCAUUUCAGAACUUGAACGAAGAUAGCAAAGAAAGGGUUCGUGAUCUUGCGAUUCGAAGGAUCAAACAGGACAGCUCCCACAGUGGGAGGAGUGCCAUAGUCACUGGACAUGCCAUGUUUUGGGCCGAAGAAGCUGCCGGUCAACUGGUGUGCACACCAGCUGAUUUACACACAUACACUCACAUAUUGUAUUUGGAUGUGCCAGCCGAGAACAUCGCGGAGUAUCGUUCUGGCGAUCAGAAACGAAGUCGUCCAGCGACGUCAAUUGCUCAUUUGGACAAAUGGCAGCAAGAAGAGAAAAAGCGAUUGCGUCACAUUUGCAGGUCGCACGACAUCAUUUUCACGACCAUUACUCAACGCCAGGUAUCAAUGGGGAAGAUUGUUCCUUUCAUUCAGGAUCUUAAGAUCCAUACAGAAGGCUUGAACUCCAGACUGGCCCAGCAACGCAUGGACGACUGCAUAACGAACGGAUCUGAACGGUCGGAGACCGUGCUAGUCUUUGAUGCCGACAAAACACUCGCACCGCAGGACAGCGGUGAACUAUUUUGGGAGCUCGCUUCCACACCUUCGGCUGAGGCGGAGGAGAGAUACACCUUGAAAAGUUUGUUCAGCAGCCCUUUGCACUACUCAUAUACUGCCUUCCGCCAAGCGACCUUCCUCUGCGAAGAAGUCAUUGUCGACAACAAAGAAUAUGAUGAUUGCUGCGACAAAGUGGCUCUCAUGAUCAAGGUCCAUUCUGAGAUUUUAGAUCUUCUGCACUUAGUGUCAGGUCAGACCCACGUCCGCGCGCUGGUGUUGACCUGUGGGCUUCGCAGAGUCUGGGAGAAAGUUCUGAAGAGGGAGGGUCUGGCGAAAACAGUCACAGUUUGGGCCUUUGGCGAUAGCCCAUUGGAUGUGGAAAUGCUCCAAGCGGCGAACCAGGCGAUUGUUGUGACAGGUGACAAAGCAUUGAGAAGUACUAGCAUGGACGAGGCUUUGACAAGAUAUAUCGGGAAGGACGGAUUUCGGCCGCGCCAGGCUGUGCUCCCUCCAAAUGCAACCGCCCGCCUUGAUGCGUCCCGGUUGCCUUUAGUACAAUUGACGGAUCAAUUUUUUGUUGAGUCAUUAUUUGUCCGACGCCAAAACCUUCAUGUUCUUCAUGCUACUGAUCGUUUUGCGGCCCAGUUGCUCAUGACACCGAUGCGCGAUGCAGCGAUAUCGGGGCCAGCACUGCGGGAUGCACAUUCUAAAGUCGGAUGGUAUCUUGCCACUGAAUUCUGUACCCAGAUUCUUGGCGUUGAGACGUUCCACAUAACCCAUGUUCAAGGUCAUCAAACAGAUGGUUUUCGAAUUCUUCAUGAGAAAGAAACCUUGAUUGUGCCUUUGAUGCGAGGUGGCGAACCGAUGGCACUGGGUGUGAAUAGGGCUUUCCCACUCGCCAUGUUCCUCCAUGCAAAAUUCCCAGGCGACAUUCAGCACAAGCAUGUUGAAGGUCGCAAGACGAUCGUUCUCGUUGACUCGGUAGUCAACACCGGCCUAUCAAUCUUGGAAUUUGUGCAGCACAUUCGAGCCCUUCAUGUCUCUAUCCGCAUCGUCGUCGUUGCUGGUGUCAUUCAGACAAAAUCGGUUUCCACGAGUAGAAUUGCGCAAGAGCUCUCGCGAUUCCGGCGUUUGUCUUUCGUUGCUCUUCGCCUGUCAAACAAUCAAUUCACCGGCAAAGGGCCCACCGAUACGGGACACAGACUCUUCAACUCCGCGCUUCUUGAUUAG